AUGUCCGACUUGGGGCUCACGGCUGCGGGGAGUAGCACUUACUCCUCGAAUACACUCCAUGUGGGAGAUGGCACUUGGGACUCGCAGCGCGAUACGUUUUUGCUACCCAAUCUGAUGGGUGUGAAUUUUGAGACAAUGAGAUACAAUGGCAUGGGCAAUCGUUUCAAGGAUAUGGCUGGGUACCAUUCCAUAAUCAUCGCGCAUGGUGUUAUUGCAACAAUUGUUUUCUUGGGCCUCGUCCCCAUCUCGACCCUAAUCAUCCGAUACUAUUCCCGAUGGAAUCCAUUCUGGGCAUUCAAGCUCCACGCGUGGUGUCAGGUACUCACGCUUCUCUUGUCGACAGUGGUGUUUGUACUGGGCUGGUUUGCUGUCGGUCCGAAGCGGAGCCUAACCAACCCGCACCAUGGAAUUGGCCUGGCGAUCUAUGUUAUGGUGAUUUUCCAGGUACUAUGGGGCUGGUUUGUGCACAGAAAGGAGAGUAAACGAACACGGCACCAUGUUCCGUUGAAGCUCGUGAUUCAUCGGUGGAUGGGCAGAGCAUUAGCCAUUCUGGGGAUCGUUCAAAUCCCAUUGGGUCUGACGCUCUAUGGCUCCCCAAAAAUUCUUUUCAUCCUCUACGCGCUUGGGGCAUUUGCCCUGCUAGUGACUUACUUUGUCCUAUCCUACCUUUACGAUGAUGAGGGAUUCCACAUGGCAAGCGAGCACGGUAGCCGAUACACGGGCCCUUCAGUCGUGGAAGAACAUCACGGUGGAGGUGGCGGGGCCGGCCUUGGCCAAGCUCUGGCUGGCGGCGCUCUGGGCGCAGGACUGGCUUCAAUCUUCCGACGACGCCACCGGAACACGAGUCAGGCAUAUGAAGAAUCCCGAACGUCUUACUCAGAUAAGUAUUCUGAUGAAUCCUCCCGCCAUCAUGGUGGAGGUGGUGGGGGAUGGGGAAAGAAGCUUCUUGAAAUCGGUGCAUUGGCUGGUGCCGGUAUGCUUGCAAAGAAGUGGUGGGACCGCCGACGACAGCGUGAAGAUGACACCGAAUCGGGCCACUACAAGCCCGCCCACUCGCGAAGUGACAGCUACACCGAAGACUCUCUUAGCCGUCUGGAAGAUGCGCGGCCAGAACCCGCUCGCCCACCAAUCGCCGGUCGUCCUCCAAGCCACCCACCUAGCCGGCCUCAAAGCCCUGGCUCAUCAUACUAUUACAACAGCACAUACCUGUCCGGGCAGCGGGAACGGCGUGCCUCUCAUGGCGUCCGGGAUGCGUUGCUCGGCGCUGGUGCUUUUGCUGCGGUUAAACGAUUGUUUAGUCGCAAUAAAGACAAGGACGACGAAGAAAAGCGCCGGGUGGAGAUGAUUCGCCGGCAAGAGGAAGAAGAUGAGGCGCUUCAAAGAGCAAACAGCAAACGGCGGCGCCAGGAGACUGGAUCAGGACCCUACCCUCAACGACGACGGCCAAGCCCUUACUCUGAGAGUGACUUGACUCCUACGGAUCUGACCCCCAGACCACAGCCUGCACCGCCACGGCUUGCAUCAGUGAGUUCCAUGCUCAGCCCAGAGCCCAUGGCAACAGGAGCUGCUCAUGGUGCUCCUUCCGAUAUUCCUCCCCUUCCUCCAGUGCACCAAGAAUUGUCCGGAGACUUCCCAUCUGAGCGGCCACACUCUCAUCACUCCCAUCAUGCAGAAGAGUUGGCAGCCGGUGCUGCUGCGGGAGCCGCAAUGAGUGCUGCUGCCUCUAGCCACCGCCGCAACAGCGGGAGUCGCCGCCGAGAUGACAGUCGACGCCGUGCCGAUAGCCGGCAUCGGUCUGACCACGUCGCGUCUCCACCGGUAUCAGUGAAAGUGAAGAUGCACAACGACGGCAGGCAUGUCACCCUUCGCCGCCUGACAGAAGAGGAAGCUGCCGCCCAACGCGAAGCACGACGCCGUGAACGCAGAAACUCGCGGCGUCGGGGUAGUAGCGCUGGCUCCCUCUCUGGCGAUGAAGGUCGGGAUUAUGACCGCUGGCGGCGUGUCGAGGAAUUGGAACGCCAGCAGGCUGAGCAUAUUCAACGAGAGCGACAACAAGCAGCCGCCGCUGCGGCAUCCGCGGCGCCCUCAGCCAGCGUCCCUCCAUCCUCCUUCCACCCCUCUCAAUCCCAGAUCAGCCAUGUGCCACCUCCCCCGCCUGUUCCACCCCCAGCACCUUCAAGCAUGCCCUUCGGUGCGGGCAGUGUCGCUUCACCCGGUACAUGGACUGGUACCGAAGCCAGUGGGUCCUAUGCCAAUAACCGCCGACGCCGGCGUGCCGAGCGAGCACGGGCAAAGCAGGACAAACAGCAGCAUGGCGUGGAGUUUGAGUAA
Messenger RNA from Penicillium canariense, 2331 nucleotides. RefSeq lists its product as uncharacterized. Lineage: Eukaryota; Fungi; Ascomycota; Eurotiomycetes; Eurotiales; Aspergillaceae. The coding region runs from base 1 to 2331 and encodes 776 amino acids. The record is from RefSeq and is a predicted model, not a curated record. The transcript is spliced from 3 exons. Gene Ontology annotation, molecular function: transmembrane monodehydroascorbate reductase activity.